AUUCUAGUCUUGCAAAUGUAGUGAAACCAAGUGCUUGGAGUUGAUUUGCUCAAGAAGAGCAGAGAAGAAAGAGGACAUUAAAUGAAAAAAAGCAAGAAAGCUCUGUAGCUUUUUUUCCUGAUAGUAGCAGUGUUCCAGAGGGAAAAUGAUUCCUCCGAGCAGCACGGCUGAAGUCAGCGUGGAUAGUGUGGAGAAAGAGAAUGAAGUGGAGCAGCCCCCCUCUCCAGCAUCAACUACCAGCCAGGAAUCAAAGCUGCAGAAACUGAAACGGUCCCUCUCCUUCAAGACCAAAAGCUUGAGGAGUAAAAGCGCAGACAAUUUCUUCCAGAGGACUAAUAGCGAUGUGAAACUGCAAGUAGACUUGAUGCCUGAGGUCAGCACAAGCACCGGGCAGCUCCCCAGCUCAGAGAGCCAGACGUCCUCCCCCACCAGAGCCCAGCAGCUGCCAGAAAACAACAAGGCUCACAUCUUCCAGGAGCACAUCUUCAAAAAACCCACCUUCUGCGACGUCUGCAACCACAUGAUUGUUGGGACAAACGCGAAGCACGGCCUGCGCUGCAAGGCCUGUAAGAUGAGCAUCCACCACAAGUGUGCAGACAGCAUCGGGCAGCAGCGCUGCAUGGGCAAGCUGCCAAAGGGGUUUCGACGGUACUACAGCUCACCACUGCUCAUUCAUGAACAGUUUGGCUGCAUCAAGGAAGUGAUGCCUAUUGCCUGUGGAAAUAAGGUUGACCCUGUGUAUGAAACUCUCCGCUUUGGGACUUCCUUGGCUCAGAAAACUAAGAAGGGCAGUUCUGGAAGUGGGUCUGACUCUCCCAACAGAAACUCUACAGCUGACCUGGCAGAAGUUCCUGAGGAAGGUGAUAGCUCUGCAGGCACCCUUGACAUCAGCAGGAAACGCAGCAACAGCGUGUUUACAUACUCUGAAAAUGGCACAGAACACUUUGGAGAAGAACCAAAAAGCAUACAUUCCCCGGGACCCUUUUAUAAAAGCACGUUGCAAAUGAACACCUAUGUUGCCUUGUACAAAUUUGUACCACAAGAAAAUGAAGACUUGGAGAUGAGGCCAGGGGAUAUGAUCACCCUGCUGGAAGACUCCAAUGAAGACUGGUGGAAGGGGAAAAUUGAUGACAGAACUGGAUUUUUUCCUGCUAACUUUGUUCAAAGAGUGCAACAAGAUGAGAAGAUUUACAGGUGUGUCAGGACAUUCAUUGGCUGCAAGGAACAGGGGCAGAUAACUCUGAAAGAGAAUCAGAUUUGUGUGACUUCUGAGAAGGAACACGACGGCUUUAUCAAAGUAUACAGCGGGAAGAAGAAAGGCUUUGUCCCCAUAGACGUCCUGGAAAACAUCUGAUGCCAACAGCCCACUCGCUGCAGUAGGAGCCCUUUUGUCGGCGAUGCCUGUCUGCCUCAUCUCACACUGUGUCAACCCAGAUGGGCUGUCUUGCAGAUGUUCAGGGAAAUAGAAAACUGCAACUAGAGGAGGGGGGGAAAAAAAAAAGACAUUUAGACUAAGUGGGAUGUUUGAAAGAAAAGCGCUAGGGAAAUGAGAGGCCCUUGGAUACGGGAAUAAGGUAAGGGGGGAGAAAAGGAUGACAACAACAAAUAGCCUGGGCUGGUUUCUAAGGUGCAAGAUGACUGUUCCAACCCUGAUGGAGACAGACAGCUUGUUCUGAAGGACUCAACUCACGUCCUCUCCUUGUGUCUUAGAAAACCGUUGGACUGCUUCGUUGUUUGAGGUGUGUAUUUAGGGGGGAGGGGGAGGGAAAAAUGCCAUUCAAACAGUCCUCGUACUACAGUCCAAUGCUUGUGGUAAAGUGUGGCUGUGGUUCUACAGCUUUGUCCCCAGCGUCAACGGGUCAGUUUAAACGUUUAGUCCUGGUGUUUGUCUCAUUGAAAACAAAAAGCUGUUUGGAGACACCACGUUGGAGAAACGCACUGUGCCCUGGAAGGUGGCAGCUUUCCCUUUCUGUGCAGCCUUCCCACAUGAAGGAGUGGCAAACCUCUGUGUGUGUGUGUGUGUGUCCUUUCUUGUCUCUGUACAGGAGCAAAAGCUCUCAGCCUGUGUUGGGUGUGAUGGCUGCUGUCAUAGCUCACAAAAACAGCCGGCCCUCUGAUUCACGAGCCUGCUUGGAAGCGUCCCUCUUUGUUUCCUGCACUUUUACUUGGUGAUACAGAAAAGGGGUGAGAUGCUGGGAGAGAGGCCCAGGCUUUGAAACCUUUUUAUAUUUUUCUGUGUCAAUUGCACUUAACAAGAUUUUAUAUCUAUUAAUCCUAUUUAUACAAAAGAAGAAAACAGUUAACCCCUCUGAAGACUGAAAACGCUAGGGCAGGGCAGGCUGCACCUACAGGUGGAGUCUGUGAUUGCCAAGAUGCAGAACUUGGGACAGAAAGGCACUAAGUGUCUUAGCAUUGUGUUCACACACCAAAGGCACUGUCUAUUAUUUAUUUGCUAAAUAAAACUUGUGCAGACUCAGCAGCAAACACACUGACACGAAUUCCCCCUCGGCGUAAACCACCGCCAGCAUCCCGUCAAUCUGCUCCAUCCUAGUGAGGCUGCGCAGGCAGCUCCGUGCGAGCCUCCAUCUUCAAACAAACUGUGGGCAUAGCAACCUUUUGGUACCUGGAGAGCUGACUGUGAGACCUUGUGGAUCUUGACCAAAUUACUAGGAGCCAGCCAGUGCCAAUCCUGCUGUAGAGCAGGGGCCUUAAUGAUGUUUAAAGACAGGGGACUUAGUUUCCAAGUAUGUAAUUGGAUGUAAUUGCACCAAAUCAACUUAUACAGCUUAGCAUGUAUUAUGACAUAGAGAUCAAGUCCUACCCAGAAGCUCCCUGCUGAACUCAUGCCUUAUUUGACCAGCCUGAGACCGAGUGCCAGUCUUUACUGGGUUUAACCCCAAACUGAUGGCCUAAAUCCCAGUAAUGCAACAAGAAAUUCCCAUGCCGCCAGGCUAGCAUUGGCCUUUGUAAAGUUGCCAGUAGUUCUAAAAAGCCGGCUACCAGUCUCACUUCCAUAUUCUGAGUCAGCUUGAAUCUGUGUGGCACAGCCCUGGCCUCAAGGGUUGGGCUGCCCUGUUUGAAUAGCUGAUCCUACUCAAAGCCUUACGGAAUCAAGUGCAGCUCUACCAGGAGCUCCCAGGGCAGAUCAGUCUUUGACCUCACAGAGAUGCAUUUUGCAGCUCUCAUCAGUUGCAGAGGGAGGGAGUUGCAGGGGUGUCCACUGCUGGAACGUGGCCCUUCAUGAUGCAAGCGGUCUGUACCAAUCAUUAAUGUCAGGUGUCCUCCUGGAUGGUCAAAAGUGGAUGAUUUCAUAUCUCCUGUGGGAAUAUCAUCCCUUUAUAAGUGGGGUUUAUAUCUUUUCUUUCAGUUCAAACAACAAACAUUCCCUCAGCUCAUUUUCCUAAGUAACCAAUAAACUCAGUGGGAGGAGAGAGGGUUCUGACAAGCCUUAAAGAUCGGGAGGAGAAGCAGUAGAGACACACUGACCUGCUCUGGUUGAUGAGUGUUGGGGUGGUUUCGUGUUUCUAUUCACCCAUUCAAAGGCAAAACCUCAAGUGUUUGUUAAGAGUUUAACAUCCUUGCUACAUUUGAUCAGACCUGUAGGGGUGGGCAAAGGAAAUCUGUAUUGAUCUAUACAUAUGUGCUGUUGUUUACACAAGUGCAUCAUACUGUGAUUCCCUCCCAUUUCAGUCUUCUGCAGUUUCAGUUUAUCCCUACAAUGUGCAUCGUACUAUUCAAAGAGUUAUAUGAAGAUGACCUACGACUCACAAUGGCCUUUAAUCAAUGUCAGUCUGAUUCCUUUUGAUACUGAGCAAUAAAUAAUAAAGUGACUGAGUCAAAACGAAGCAGACUUCAUGUGGACUGCAUUACAUCAGAGAAAGCAUUGCUUCUGAACCAAAGCUUUCGUGGUUACCUUUUCUCCGUGGUGGGGGGGUUUUCUUUUCUCUUUCCACUGGGCUUUUGCUGCUGUUUGACAUGUAAUGUGUGAUUUAUGCCUGAUUUAGCAGGGAGCACAUACGUGUGUCUUACUUCAAGCAUGUGAUUCGUUGGCUAUUUGCAUGCUUCAAGUUGAAGCACUUUGCUGGAUUAAGGUGGUUUUCCUCAAGUUCAUUUCGGAUGCCUUACUCUGAAUUGAAACAAGUAGCCCAUCAUUUGGGGUUUUUUUUCCCUAUCAUAUGCAGUUCACAAUAGAUACUGCGUCAACAAGCAGUUAAGAGUCAGACAGAAGAUGGAAAUGGACUUUACCUGACAUGCAUUCAGAGCAAAUGAAUC
Colius striatus (speckled mousebird) is the source of this 4272-nucleotide messenger RNA. It is a transcript of the gene STAC, whose product is annotated as SH3 and cysteine rich domain. The transcript has 11 exons. The record is from RefSeq and is a predicted model, not a curated record. Gene Ontology annotation, cellular component: extrinsic component of cytoplasmic side of plasma membrane. Gene Ontology annotation, molecular function: transmembrane transporter binding. NCBI's taxonomy places the organism in Eukaryota, Metazoa, Chordata, Aves, Coliiformes, Coliidae. Gene Ontology annotation, biological process: positive regulation of protein localization to plasma membrane; positive regulation of voltage-gated calcium channel activity; skeletal muscle contraction. The coding region runs from base 146 to 1354 and encodes 402 amino acids.